UACACUUGCUACCGUGAAUAUAUAAAUAACCUACUAUACAUAUAGAACCUUGGUUCCCUUGCGCUACUUUCCCUUUAGGAAUGAGCUGCUUUAUAACUAGGGUUUCUUCUUGACUUCUUUGUUGCAAUCUGACAUAACAUACGCAGAUUCAAAAUUUAAUCACGGUCUAGAAUAACUUACAGAACUCAGCUUUAGAUCCACGUCUUCAAGAUGGGGAGGGGUAGGGUUGAAAUGAAGCGGAUCGAGAACAAAAUAAGCAGGCAAGUUACUUUCUCAAAGAGGCGGUCAGGUUUGUUGAAGAAGACACACGAGAUCUCUGUGUUGUGUGAUGCCGAGGUGGCAUUAAUUGUCUUCUCCCCCAAAGGCAAACUCUUUGAGUACUCCACUGAUUCCAGCAUGGAAAGUAUCCUGGAAAAAUACGAAAGUUACUCAUUUGCCGAGAGGAAAUUGAAUGCAAAUGACUCUCAAACUUAUAAGGAAAAUUGGACUCUCGAGUACCCAAAGCUCAGGGCAAGGACUGAACUUCUGCAAAGAAAUAUAAGGCAUUUUAUGGGAGAGGAUCUGGAUACCUUCAAUCUGCGAGAAUUUCAGGGUUUAGAGCAACAGCUCGAUACAGCUCUCAAGCGAAUACGAACCAGGAAGUCAUUUAGAGUAUUGUUCAUCUCUAGACUCGUGCAUUGUGCUCAACAAGUCUGUCACUUGAAUUUGCAGAACCAACUGAUGCAUGAGUCCAUUUCCCAGCUGCAGAAAAAGGAAAAAGAGCUGCAGGACCGAAACAACUUAAUUUCCAAGAAGCUGAAAGAAAAUGAGAAGAAGCAAACUGUGCAACCGCAGUGGGGGCAAACAAAUCCAGGCCAAAGCUCUAUGACUUUCAUGCUACAACAACCUCUAUCACAAUCUCCCCCAGUCCCUAAUCUAACAAUUGGCGGUCCUUUCCAAGCAACGACUUUCACGAGCACGGACGAAGGGCAAACUCGCCUUGGUGUUAAUACCUUGAUGCCUCCAUGGAUGCUCCCUCAUGUCCACAACAAAGGUUAAAAAUUGAAAACCCCUCACUCUACACGAGUAUAUAUGAAUAUAUAAUUGUACGGCUCUGUUGUACGAAUUGUAAUCUAUCUGUAAUACCUGCAUCUACUUGCUCAAUAUGGAGCAGAGAUGUGGAGCUAACAAACAGCCUUAUAGUUUUUAUGACCUAUUAAAACUGUCUCCUC
Messenger RNA from Lycium barbarum (goji berry), 1211 nucleotides. Its product is annotated as truncated transcription factor CAULIFLOWER A-like. NCBI's taxonomy places the organism in Eukaryota, Viridiplantae, Streptophyta, Magnoliopsida, Solanales, Solanaceae. Gene Ontology annotation, molecular function: DNA-binding transcription factor activity, RNA polymerase II-specific; protein dimerization activity; RNA polymerase II cis-regulatory region sequence-specific DNA binding. Gene Ontology annotation, biological process: positive regulation of transcription by RNA polymerase II. Gene Ontology annotation, cellular component: nucleus. The record is from RefSeq and is a predicted model, not a curated record. The transcript is spliced from 9 exons. The coding region runs from base 211 to 1038 and encodes 275 amino acids.